AUGAAAACUGUCACGAGGAUUUCCGAUUUAUUAGUUAUCAGUCUAGCCAAGUUAAGAGAAUUAAUCGGUACCGAAAACACGAAGGAUGACAUUGAUAUCUUAAUUGAAACUGUGGCUCAGAAGACAGGUGCUGCCAAUGUUCUUCUCACUUGUGGGGACUGCGAAACGACAGAUAUUUAUUUCAGUUCUGCAACACACGAAAAGAUCGGGUUCAAAUGUACAAGCAGAAAUAAGUACAGUUCCGAGUCUGUCGCUACCGCAAUUGCAGCAAAUUUGAGUCAUGGAUAUCGGAUGGCUCAAGCCGUUUACGGAGGUUUAGAGUAUAUCGAGACGUGUAACACUCUUGCCGGUAAGAAAUGUUUGAAAUUUUUUACCUACAACAUUGAUAUCCCUUUAAAGCACAUGCUAGCCGAUGAGAAUUUCAAGGCUCAUGAUUUGGUAUCCUGUCCCGCCGCUGACCAAAUAGCCGACCCGACCAUCACUAAUGAUUUUUACAACUAUCUCAGCAACCACCCUGCGGUGAAGCCAUCCUGGGAACGGUACAUCAACCACGAUUUUGUCAGGCAGAUCUCAGAGAAUUGUUUGGACCCACUGAAGUUUAAGUUUUAUAUCGAACAAGAUUACGCUUACCUUUCUGAUUUCUGCAGAAUCCACAUGAUUUCAGGAAGUAAGGGCCCCGGCUUGGAUGAAAUGGAGGAUGAGUUACAAGUUGUUGAGCAAAUUAAGGGAGGAUUGAUUAUGCACAAGGACCGGUUGAGAAGUUACGGCAUCCCCCCAGAAAAGGAAGCCGAGUAUUUCAGCAAUUUGUUCAGAGGCCCAGCUUUGCAAAACUACGCAAGGUAUCUGAAGGAUGUUGCCGCGAGAGGUAACUGGAAAGAACUAGUUAUUGCCACAAUGCCGUGUUUGACCGGGUAUGUUUCCGCCGCGAUCCCGUACGAAGGUAAAGUCAAGGCGCCAAAGGAUUCUAUGUAUUAUGAGUGGAUGGACGUUUAUUACAGUCCCUGGGUGAAGGAUGCGAAAACGAAGGGCAAACAAACAAUUAAUAAGGUUGCUACCGGGUGCACUAAUGCUGAAAUUGAAAGACUGGUCCAAAUAUACGCUGAAGUGUGUGAAUUGGAGGCGCAGUUCUGGGACGCAGCCUUGUACCUAGAUACUAAAUAA
Molecule: messenger RNA, 1161 nt
Organism: Huiozyma naganishii CBS 8797
Lineage: Eukaryota; Fungi; Ascomycota; Saccharomycetes; Saccharomycetales; Saccharomycetaceae
Exons: 1
Coding region: 1-1161 (386 amino acids)
Biological process (GO): thiamine metabolic process
Cellular component (GO): cytosol
Molecular function (GO): thiaminase activity
Source: RefSeq, a predicted model, not a curated record